Molecule: messenger RNA, 1494 nt
Organism: Nerophis lumbriciformis (worm pipefish)
Lineage: Eukaryota; Metazoa; Chordata; Actinopteri; Syngnathiformes; Syngnathidae
Source: RefSeq, a predicted model, not a curated record
AUGCAUCUUGGAGUGUCCGAGUCAAUGAGAGAGUGCGAGUACAGCCAAAUAAGCACUCGCAGCUCCACUCCAAUGGAGACCCCUUUUAAGAAGAAGACCCCACAAAAGAGGAAAUGGGAAUCUUUUCCUGGUCGGAAUAAAUUUUACUGCGAUGGGAGGAUAAUGAUGGCCAAGCAGACAGGGGUUUUCUACCUCACCCUGGUCCUUAUUCUUGUCACUUGUGGACUCUUCUUCACCUUUGAUUGCCCGUUCCUGGCUGUGCAGUUGACGCCUAUUAUUCCAGUCAUAGGAGGAGUGCUUUUUCUCUUUGUGCUGGGAACACUGUUGAGAACCAGCUUCAGCGACCCAGGUGUGCUGCCAAGGGCCACUCCAGAUGAAGCAGCUGACUUGGAGAGGCAAAUAGAUGUGGCGAAUGGCAGCACAGGUUACAGGCCUCCACCCAGGACCAAGGAGAUAGUCAUCAAUGGCCAAACUGUCAAGCUAAAGUACUGUUUCACUUGCAAAAUCUUCAGACCCCCACGUGCCUCUCACUGCAGCCUCUGCGAUAAUUGUGUGGAGCGUUUUGACCACCACUGUCCCUGGGUGGGGAACUGCGUGGGAAGGAGGAACUACCGUUUCUUCUACAUGUUCAUCCUUUCGUUGUCCUUCCUCACCAUAUUCAUCUUUGCCUUUGUCAUCACACACAUCAUUUUACGUUCCCAUCGAACUGGGUUCCUCAAUGCGCUUAAAGAUAGCCCAGCGAGUGUGUUGGAGGUGGUGGUAUGUUUCUUCUCUGUGUGGUCUAUUGUUGGCCUUUCAGGCUUCCAUACAUACCUUAUCAGCUCCAACCAGACCACCAACGAAGAUAUAAAAGGAUCGUGGUCUUCUAAAAGAGGGAAGGACAACUAUAAUCCUUACAGCCAUGGCAAUAUUGUGACCAAUUGCUGUGCAGCUCUCUGUGGGCCUCUGCCACCAAGUCUCAUUGACAGACGUGGCUUUGUCCAUCUUGACACGCCACAGCUGGUACCGCCAACCAAUGGCAUUACUGUGUAUGGUUCCACGCAAUCUCAACAGAGCCACAUGUGUGACCAAGACCAGUGCAUUCAGAGCACUAAAUUCGUUUUACAGGCCGCUGCCACGCCUCUCCUCCAGCAGCAGACCACCGAGCCAGUCAUCAUGACAACUUCCCCAGAAAACGGAGGAUCCCUCCCGGGCCGCCCCUCACUCGGGCUGGGUGGGCCUUGCACUUCGCUGCCCCUCGGGCAACCCACGCCUCCUACUUCCACGCCCAGCCUCAGCUGCCAGGAGUCCACCGACAUUCGUCCGCUUCAAGAUCAGGUUGCACACCACCACUUUCUCACACCAGAGGACCUGCCCUCACCCCCAGGUAUGCUUCCUUGCAGCAGCCCCAUGGGUCACAGCCACACCGUGCAGGCCGGAUUCUACAAUCCAGCCAGCCAGGACUCGCUACACGAGGACUCAGUCAGAGGACUCGUGAAGCUCAGCUCUGUCUGA